Molecule: messenger RNA, 1176 nt
Organism: Triticum turgidum subsp. durum (durum wheat)
Lineage: Eukaryota; Viridiplantae; Streptophyta; Magnoliopsida; Poales; Poaceae
Source: the annotation of a GenBank genome assembly
AUGUCGUACACAGGUGUCAGCCUUGGAGUGUUCUUGCCAUUUUUCAUGUUCUUCUGGCUCUACUUGGGGCUCCAGAAGAGGAAGCUUAUCAGAACAAAGCAGAAGUUCUUCGAGCUAAAUGGAGGCCUCUUCCUGCAGCAGCAGAUAAGUAACUACAAUGGCACCAGCAAAGGAAAUGGUGGCUUCAAGAUCUUUUCCAAGGAAGAGCUGGAGAAAGCUACCAAAAACUUUGCAGCCGACCGUGUUCUGGGCCAUGGAGGACACGGCAUUGUCUACAAGGGUGUCCUUGAGGACAAGACAGUGGUGGCGAUCAAAAAGUCAAAGAUGGAAGAGGCCCCGACCAAGGAAUUCGCAAGGGAGAUGUUCAUCCUCUCCCAGAUAAACCACAGAAAUGUCGUCAAGCUUCUUGGAUGCUGCCUUGAAGCCGAAGUGCCCAUGUUGGUCUACGAGUUCGUCUCAAACGGUACACUGUACCACUACAUACAUGGUGACAAGGGCAUCAACUCUGAUAUAGCCUUUGGCACCUGUCUUCGGGUAGCGGUAGAGUCAGCCGAGGCACUGGCAUACAUGCACUCUUCGGCCUCGCCGCCAAUCCUCCAUGGAGACAUCAAGACGGCAAACAUUCUGUUGGAUCACAAGCUCACAGCAAAAGUUUCAGAUUUCGGAGCAUCAAAAUUGGCACCAACUGAUGAGGCCAAAAUGGCAACGUUGGUGCAAGGAACUUGCGGUUACCUUGAUCCAGAAUACCUAAUGACAUGCCUGCUGACUGACAAGAGUGAUGUGUACAGCUUUGGUGUUGUGCUUUUGGAGCUUCUGACAAGGAAGAAGGCAUUGUACUUGGAAGGGCCAGGAGAAGAUAGAAGCCUCGUUUUAUGCUUCAUGACGGCAGUGAAGGUAGGUCAGCACCAAGAGCUUCUGGACAGACAAGUGAAGGAUGAGAUGAGAAUCGAAGUGCUUGAAGAGAUCACGCACCUUGUGAUAAGAUGCUUAAACAUGAGUGGGGAGGAACGGCCGACAAUGAAGGAGGUUGCAGAGAGGCUGGAGAUGCUGAGGAGAUACCAGCACCAUCCGUGGGCUCAAGCGGAUGCAAAUCCGGAGGAGGAGCAGAGCUUGCUUGUUAUGAACCAACAGAAUGUGAAUUACAAGUUCACGCAGGAUUACAUCCUUGAUUUGUGA